Fusarium tjaetaba is the source of this 777-nucleotide messenger RNA. RefSeq lists its product as uncharacterized. Lineage: Eukaryota; Fungi; Ascomycota; Sordariomycetes; Hypocreales; Nectriaceae. Gene Ontology annotation, cellular component: cytosol. The coding region runs from base 1 to 777 and encodes 258 amino acids. The record is from RefSeq and is a predicted model, not a curated record. The transcript is spliced from 3 exons. Gene Ontology annotation, molecular function: electron transfer activity.
AUGUCAGCACUACGGAUCCUCGUGCCUGUCAAACGGGUCAUCGACUAUGCUGUCAAGCCUCGAGUUAACAAGGCCCAAACGGCCGUCGAGACAGCUGGUGUCAAGCACUCAAUGAACCCGUUCGAUGAGCUAUCCGUUGAAGAGUCAGUGCGUAUUCGAGAGAAGAAGCGUUCGCCCGGUGGUGUCGAGGAUAUCUGUGUUAUCUCUGCUGGUCCUCCCAAGGCGCAAGACGUGCUUCGAACAGCCAUGGCCAUGGGCGCAGACCGAGGAAUCCACGUCGAGCUCAAGGAUGGAGAUGAGCUAGAGCCUCUGACAGUAGCAAAGAUCCUCCAGAAGGCCGUGGAACAGCAGAAGAGCAACCUAGUGAUUCUGGGCAAGCAGAGCAUCGAUGACGAUGCGGCACAGACCGGCCAAAUGCUUGCAGGUCUCCUGGGGUGGCCUCAGGCUACACAGGCUAGCAAGAUCGAGUUCGGUGCUGGUGAUAAAGUCACUGUGACAAAGGAGGUUGACGGUGGUGUCGAGACAGUGAGCGCCAAGUUGCCUAUGGUCAUCACGACAGACCUGCGACUCAACGAGCCCCGCUAUGCCAGCUUGCCUAAUAUCAUGAAGGCCAAGAAGAAAAAGUUGGAGAAGACAAAGCUUGAGGAUUUUGGAGUGGAUGGUGUGAAGCGCCUUAAGACACUCAAGGUCAUUGAACCCCCAGCUCGCCAGGGAGGUGGUAAGGUUGAGGAUGUUGGUGGUUUGGUUAGUAAGCUGAAGGAGCUUGGUGCAUUGUAA